UAUGUCCUGUCUGUCCUGCAAUUUACCUACCCUACCCUUUUUCAAGGGUGGCAAACAUUGGUGGGUGGACUUCUGCUUCACAUCUCCUGGAAGCUGGGCUGGGUGGAGAUAAACUUGUGUUCAAGGUCUGAAAUCCUGUCAUGGCUUCCUGCAUCAGUACUUUUUGUGGGCAUUAUUUAUGCUGGCUCCAGGGCACUGUCUAGACUGCCAAUCCCGGUGUUCCUCACUGUGCACAACGCGGCAGAAGUCAUAACCUGUGGGUUCCAGAGGUUUGUGCAGAAAGAGCAGACCUCUCAUCUGAAAGUCUGUAGUGUGCUGUUCCUCCUGGCAGCAGCAGUGUGCCUUCCUUUGUGUGACACACAGUUUGAUCCAAACGGAUAUUUAUGGGCUCUAAUUCACUUGAUCUGUCUUGGGGCUUACAAAGUAUUUCACAAGUUGUGGAAACCUGGAUCUUUAAGUGAUCUGGACCAACAGUACAUCAACUAUGUAUUCAGUGUGGUGCUGUUGGCCUCUGCAUCCCAUCCAGCAGGUGAUCUCUUCAGUGCCUUGGAUUUUCCAUUCCUGUACUUCUACAGGUUUCAUAGCAGCUGCUGUGCCAGUGGACUUUUGGGAUUCCUUCUGAUGUUGCACACAGUGAAGCUAAAAAGCAGCACAACCUCAGGGCAAUAUGCAGCCUGGAGUUUCCUUGCAAAGGUUAUCACUGCUAGCUUAUCGCCAUUCUUCUUUGUCAUGACUGCCAAUGUACUAACAAUUUCUUGCCUUGUGGUCGGUGGAGUUGGAGAAGCAUUGCUUGUUUACACUGAAAGGACAGGCACAUAAAGAGGAACCAGAUCUCUCCAGUUGGAACAGAGCUGACUUGCAGCCUAGAGACACUAUUAUGAAAAAAGUGGCAGCAGGAAUGAAGAAGUGCAACCAAACAUGAGGAAAGGGAUCUAUUGUUGUUUUUUUUAAAUUAAGAAAAGAACCUAUGCUAUUAAUAGUGCUGGAAAGGAAGCAGCAUAGCUGGCAGAGAUGGUAAGGAGCCUUUGCCUCAAAGCACAAGACCAACUAUAUCAGAUUGAUGUGGUAAAGAAAAAACUGCACUGUAUCAUGCUGACGGCUCUGUGUGAGCACCACUCAGUAGCAGCUUCUUGCACAGGGAGCUAAACUCAGGAAAAGCAGCAUUCCCCACUGGAUGCCCCAGUGGCUUUUUUUUUUUGUUUGAAGCAGACAGGUCAUACCAAACAAUGUAUAAAUUCAGGAUCUGGAAGGAUGGAUUUUGCCUCCAACUGUUCUGUAAGCAGCAAGCUGCCACACACAGGUCUCUAGUCAUGUUGUCUGAACUGGCACAGGGACUGAGGCCAAAGGGCUUGUGGAGAUAAUCCCCUUCUGGAACUGUGGCAGUUUGACAGCCUUUCAGAAAGGGAAAAUCAGCAAUAAAUCUCAAUAUCUGUAGUGAUUGCUCUUUGUGAUUUUUUUCUCUCCCAUUUGCUGAGAUUUCUCUUGAACUCUGCCAAUUUUUGUCAGCUGGAGGGGGUGGAGGGACACGUACUGUUCCCAGCAGUGGUUUGUCUCUUAAAUUAUUGCAAGAGGAAACAAAGAACAUGAACCUUGAAUGAAUGUCAUAAGAGUGUAAGGAAAUUAAUCUCAAGUGUUCUUAAAGUAAUUUCACUUCUGGUUGCUUAAUGGUUGUUAGAAAUUAGCCUUGAUAUAUUAGAGCCUGCAAUCUAUGUGAAAGUAAUAUUAAAUGAUGAGUUUAUAUUGUGAGAAAGGUCUACAUGGUAAAAAGCAUUUGAUAACAAAUCUUCAAUGUGGAAAGAGACUCGUCUCACUUGUUAGAUAUGUAAAGUGUAGUCCUUUAAUCUAAGCUGACCAAAUUUCCUUCAUGGUCAAUGGAAAGAGGGUUGCUCUCACAGAGAUGAUCCUUCUUGAAUGGAUUGCUAUGUUAGGAAGUGCAUAUUUCUCUGUAGAUAGAAACUGGGUAACUAGUCUAGGCAAGACACAUGGUUCUUGGACACAUGGUUAACUAAGCCUACAGUUACCAGAAGCUUCAAUCUAACAAAUUCAACCAGAUGGGCUUGAAAAUAUGGCUACAUUUUAAUUUCAAAUAAAACACUAUAGGUUUACAAAGAAGGUAAAUUUUACAAAUGUUUGCAGUCAGUUUCUACGACUGGAGAAUUUUAAAAAGAGAUUAGUUGGUUUUCAGAAAAAAAAAAAUUCUGCAAAGAGAAGCUUAAAAGGUAAGUACUCUGGUCAAUAUUGUACCUAAGCUGAUCUCAGUCUAUCACAAAAGGUCUCCUCACAUGGGCCUGCUGUCUGUGUAUGUUUGGUCCUACUCUGGUUUGAGUUUGGUGUGAGCCAUUUUUUAGCCAGGUGGUAAAACUCAAGUUUGGGAAGAAAGGGGGAAGAGAGGGACAAGCAUGAAAAAAUAAAUGCUUGAAUUGAGCACUAGUCCAGAAACCAGCAUGAGCCUCCUGGGAAGUUGGGCCCAUACACCCAGUGAGCCAUGACACAGCCAGCCAUGGGUCCUCAAGGCAUUCCAGUCUGUAAAUUCACAGUGCUGGGAGUGAUGGCAGAUGCUGCAGCAUUCUGGCUUUCUCCAGACAAUUCUCUCUGCCAGCCAGUUGUGCCAAUGCAGUAGGAUCCUUGCUGUGCCACCUCUCUGCUGACUUUGAAGAGAACAGUGACCCUGGGAGACCUCAUGGAAGAGUCCCUGCGUGACUGCCGAGGUUUUGCAAUCGUAGCUGGAACCCUUGCUGUGGGAAAAGCUCAUCUUGUACCUCUCUUCUUGCAUAACUUUCAAGGGUAGGCUGCAGUCUGGUUUUUUUUCUUCCUCUGUCUUGCCUGUGCCGUUCCUAGCAAUGUGCAGAACACCCAUUUGCUUUCUUGCUGGUGGUCUCAGUGGAAAGGCAGAGUCCAAACCAGCAGCCAGGGUUGCAAUAGCACUUUGAUCAGAGGGCAUCUUGGCAUGGCUGCAGGAAGCCUUUUUGGCUGCAACAAGCAUUUCUGGGGGAAUUCUGGGCCUGCAGAUACUGCAUUAGAAUCCUCCUGCACAGUAAGGCAGCUGCCUCUUUAUUUAACUCAUGCAUGUUAAACAACACUGAACUGUUUAACUUCUGCUCGCAUUUUUUGUGUCUUGCAUUUCUGAGACUCUGCUUGAGGUAAGUAAAAAGCACAGGUUUAAACUGAUUGCUAUAUAAGCAAAUCAAAGAACCACAGUUAGCAGGGGAGUUGGGCUCCUCUGUCAAACAUGACCCCUGCAGAGCAGCAUGAAGCUCAUCAGUCUUGCUGAAAACUCAGAUUAGGGUGGAAAUAGAGCUCGGUGGCCUUCAAAAUCCAUCUUUGCAUAUUUGGACUUGUCUUAAGGUGUUGAAGGCAUGGCUUGGUGUCCUCCUUGCUCAGGCAGGGGGGCCAGCAGGGCCAGGUUCCAGUGUGGCAUCUGCCUCUGGGAGAGUCCUGUGAGCCAAGGGCUGGUUCAGUGCUGCUCACACUGAUCUGUCAAAGGGUCAGCCUGUGUGGGGAAAGCAGUGGUGGGGAGAGAGCCCUUGGGGGACUUCUGGCUGUUGGAGCAAGUGGUGCCUUUCUCAACACAUGUGUGCUGGAUUGGGGAUGGCAGCCAGGAAUUGGUGACCUGCAGCAGUUGCAAAGCCCCAAGAUGGCAUCUCAGCUGCCAGAGCAGAGCAGGUCAUACAAACCUAAAGGUCAGCUCUGGGAGGGCACCAAGAAGACCCUGGCUCUCCACCACUGCCCUUGGGAAGGUGCAUGUUCCCACCAGUGGCACCCAAGGCAGCAGAGACACAGAGCUGGUUGGGCUCCCUGGUCCUCAGAGCCCUGGGUGAGCAGGCAGUGGCAGCAGAGGAGAAAUGUGGGCAGGGCAGGCACUACUGGCUGUUUGCAGAGGCUGGGCACUGGAGGGGAUGGGGUAGAGCAAACCUGGUCAUUUCCUGAGAAAGCAGUGCCGUGGUCUUUCAUUCAGCUCUCCACAGAAGGAGGGAUGCUGCAUAAUAAAGAACGCACUUCAGGGUUGUUAAAGUGAUCUUCAAAGCAGGAAACCUCAGAAGCUCAAGCUUAAAAUGGCUCUUGCAGGACUUAUGAAAGUUAUGUUAAGUAAUUUGAAGCAGGAACAUGCAAGGUUGGACCAUUUCUAUCUAAUUGACCUUUUUUGAGUCAGUCAAAAAUGCAAAGUGCUGAACACACAGCUUUGAGGAAGGAGGAGCUCUUUUAGGUUGCAGAGAAGCAAUGACAUCAAUUAAUGCCUGAAUGCAAAGUGCUGGAUCUGUUGCUCAGCUCAUACAAAACACUCCACAUUGAUUGGUAUCCAGCAUUUAAGGAAUUCACUAUUCUUGGGUUGUCAACACGUGAGACUACAGAGAAAAAAUGGAGUGUGCUGGUCUUUCUAAAAGGCAUCUGGAGGCUGUCCCAUCAUGCCCUUUUCACAUCCACUGAUUUUGAUCAAAUCACUGACAGAGAUGGUCCUGAAUCAUGUCAUACCUUUUUGAUCCUACCUUGCUUACACCUAUUUUCCAAAUGUCUUUUUUUUUCUUACAAAGUAAUUGGGACAAGGCUUUCAUUAUCCACUGCAGUGGCAUGACUCAUGCAUGUGGCUGGCCUUCAUCAUAGAGAGUAUCUGCUUAAAGGCAAGUGCCAUCAAAAAAGACUUGAAGAGUAAAGCUGCUGGAUAUGGACUACAAGUGGAUUACAAAAAUGCAGGCCACAGGGAUUCUGUUUUGAAACAAUCUUCUGGAUCUGGUGGUUGUAAGAUAGCUUCCAGCAGAAAAUGUUAUUAAAUUAAUUAAAUGAACCUGAUA
This is a messenger RNA of Zonotrichia albicollis (white-throated sparrow), 4787 nucleotides long. Lineage: Eukaryota; Metazoa; Chordata; Aves; Passeriformes; Passerellidae. The record is from RefSeq and is a predicted model, not a curated record.